UGUGUGCGCCUAUGGCGGAGGCUAUCCGCGACGCUCCGCUGCCGCCCUGCCCGUGGGGGCAGGCUAGGAUAGACGGCAACUGCGCUGACAAGUGCAAGUUUGCGGGUUGUGGCACCGACUCGGUGUGCAAGAAGAACGACACGGGCGACGCAGUCUGCGUGUGCAUCAACCCCGAAUACGUGCUGCAACCCGACAAGUCAUGCGCACACCCGUGUGCCGGCACGUGGUGUGCCAUGGAUGACCCCAAUUCCUCGUGCGUGAAGCAGGAAGGCCAGCUGGCUACGUGCGUCUGCAACUGGGGCUUCGCCAUGACGCCCGACCGGGGCUGCGUCGACUCAUGCAGGCUUAAGGCCUGUGUGGACGGCACGUGCAGCAAGGAUGAAAAUGGGAUGGCCGUCUGUUCCUGUGACGCCGAGGCUGGCUUCAAGCUGCAGCUUGACGGCAGGACGUGCAAGGACGUGUGCGUCAUCGAGGACUGUGAGGGCAAAGACGCCAAUUCUACGUGUGUGAGGAAUCUGGACGUGGCCCACUGUGUAUGCAAGACCAACUUCCAGCUGUUCGAGGGCGUAUGCACUGACACGUGCGAGGUGAAGGCGUGUGUGGAUGGCACGUGCACCCAGGACGUCAACGGAACGGCAUCGUGCCAUUGUGACGCCGACGCUGGCCUCGUGCUGCUGGAUGACGAGAGGACGUGCCAAGAUGUGUGCAUUAUCAAGGACUGUGAAGGCAGUGAUGCCAACUCCACGUGUGUCAAGAAUGGCAUCGUUGCAACCUGUGUCUGCAAGACUGGAUUCGAGCUGUUUGACGGCAAAUGCACUGACACGUGCGAGGUGAAGGCGUGUGUGGAUGGCACGUGCACCAAGGACGUCAACGGAACGGCAUCCUGCCAUUGUGACGCCGACGCUGGCCUCGUGCUGCUGGAUGACGAGAGGACGUGCCAAGACGUGUGCAUCAUCGAGGACUGUGAGGGCAAGGACGCCAAGUCCAUGUGUGUGAGGAAUCGGGACGUGGCUCACUGUGAAUGCGUGAUCAACUACGAGCUGUUCCAGGGCGUAUGCACUGACACGUGCGAGGUGAAGGCAUGUGUGAAUGGCCUGUGCCGCCAGAACAGCAUUACUGGAGCGGCAUCCUGCCAUUGUGACGCCGACGCUGGCUUCGUGCUGCUGGAUGGCGAGAGGACGUGCAAAGAUGUGUGCAUUAUCAAGGACUGUGAAGGCAGUGAUGCCAAUUCCACGUGUGUCAAGAAUGGCACCGAUGCCACCUGUGUCUGCAAGACUGGGUUCAAUCUGUUUGAGGGCAAAUGCAUUGACACGUGCGAGUUGAAGGGGUGUGGCGUAAACGGCAAGUGCCACAAGGACAGCACCACUGGAGAGCCAUCCUGUGUUUGCGAUCUGGGCUUCACGCUGCAGCCUGAUGGCACCACGUGCAAAGAUAACUGCGAGAUCCUGAGCUGCACUGGUCCCAAGGAGCACUGCGCCAAAGAGGUCAUCACCGGCCAGGCAUACUGCAAAUGCGAUGAUUACUUCCACAGGGCAGUUGGCGGCUUUUGCCAGGAUUGGUGCCCCUUCAAGGGCUGCAACACCACCAUCUCAACUUGCGUGAGGAGGGUGGACGGGAUUCCCUUCUGCAUCUGCAACAAGGGUGUCCCGCUGACCACCAAGGCUUGCGUUGGCAAGGUGCCCUCAGCAUGGCCGUGA
Molecule: messenger RNA, 1697 nt
Organism: Closterium sp. Yama58-4
Lineage: Eukaryota; Viridiplantae; Streptophyta; Zygnematophyceae; Desmidiales; Closteriaceae
Source: the annotation of a GenBank genome assembly